AUGGGCCCCUGUACCGCCUCCUCAUGCUGCUGCCAGGCCCGUAAUCUGCCAUGGGCCCCCGUACCGACUCCUCAUGCUGCUGCCAGGCCCGUAAUCUGUCAUGGGCUCCUGUACCGCCUCCUCAUGCUGCUGCCAGGUCCAGAGUGUGUCAUGGGUCCCUGUACGGCCUCCCAUUGCUGCUGUCUCCAUCGCCACACUCUGCCAUGUGCCACUUUCAGGUCUCCUCACACUGCUGGUGGUUUCCAUUUUUGUCAUAGGGUGCUGUAUGGCCUCCCAUUGCUGCUGCCUCCACCGCCACACUGUGGCUCUACACUCUGGUUUUGGCCCCGUGACUGCCCAAAUGAGUGAAGUGUGCGGUGAUUCUAAGAUCGACGGCACUCAUCUGCAUGUCAUACUGACUGUCAGUAUUAUUUCUCUUCCCCAGCAGACUCCAAGGGCAUUUAAAUUAAAGGUACAGUGUUCUGCACUAAUAUAA
This is a messenger RNA of Staurois parvus, 475 nucleotides long. NCBI's taxonomy places the organism in Eukaryota, Metazoa, Chordata, Amphibia, Anura, Ranidae. The record is from the annotation of a GenBank genome assembly.